AUGGAAAUCAUCGAGUUAAACUGUCAUAAUAGUAGUCAAGUUCCUGAAACAUUACAUAUAUUAAUGAAUGGUCUCCCAAAAUUGAAUUUUAUCAUUUUUCAUGGUUUUUUGACUGGUGAAAAUCAACAGGAAUCAAAAAUGCGAGAUCUUCAGAAGCAUUGUAGGCGUGCUUACCGAAUGGAAUAUCGUGGAUCACUUACUGAUGUUACAAUACUUAAUAUAUGGCUUCAAUAA
Molecule: messenger RNA, 234 nt
Organism: Rotaria sp. Silwood2
Lineage: Eukaryota; Metazoa; Rotifera; Eurotatoria; Philodinida; Philodinidae
Source: the annotation of a GenBank genome assembly